AUGUCUACACCGACGCCAAAAGCUGCUGCUGAAACUGAACCCAUUCAUAUCACCCUUCCUGGGCAGUCUACAAUUCACCCUAGCACGUCCAAUGGCAAAACAAACUAUAUGUACUCGCCUACUAAGCUUCCUCCCAAGCAAGACCCACUUCUUCAGUUCUUUGUAAACUUGUUAAUGCGGGAUGGUAAAAAAGCGUCAGCUGAACGCUAUAUCGCUGAUAUGCUGGCCUAUAUCGCUAAGCUCACAAACUCUGACCCGCUUCCCGUGGUAUAUGAAGCUGUGGAAUUGGCUAGACCCAUUCUUCGGAUGCAAACCCGCAAGCAAGGUGGAAAAAAUAUGCAGGUGCCUAUCCCACUGAACGAGCGCCAAAGCACACGUCGUGCGUUGAAAUGGAUCAUCGAUGCGGGUAACAAGCGUUCUGACCGUUCUAUUAGCCGUCGAUUGGCUGUGGAAAUAUUGGCUGUUGUGGAAGGCAAUAGCUCUGUCCUAUCUCGCAAGGAGGAGCAGCAUAAGGUUGGUAUGAUCAACCGUGCGAAUGCCAGUGUCCGUAUCUAA
Molecule: messenger RNA, 555 nt
Organism: Malassezia pachydermatis
Lineage: Eukaryota; Fungi; Basidiomycota; Malasseziomycetes; Malasseziales; Malasseziaceae
Product: ribosomal protein s7
Exons: 1
Coding region: 1-555 (184 amino acids)
Biological process (GO): ribosomal small subunit assembly; translation
Cellular component (GO): ribosome
Molecular function (GO): rRNA binding; mRNA binding; structural constituent of ribosome
Source: RefSeq, a predicted model, not a curated record